Messenger RNA from Ilex paraguariensis (yerba mate), 1366 nucleotides. Lineage: Eukaryota; Viridiplantae; Streptophyta; Magnoliopsida; Aquifoliales; Aquifoliaceae. The record is from the annotation of a GenBank genome assembly.
AUAUGCUUAAGGGGCCUCUCCACUUAUUGCCAAUUUGUUUUGAGUUGGAUGCUCAAACAGUUCCAUCCUUGACUGCAAGCUUUAUCCUAUUUGCAGCCCCUCACUCCAAAAUUAAUGAUUAUGCUUCAAAAAUCUGCUUUCAAAACAUUUCAUCUUUUGUUUGCUCUCUGAACUUUGAUGUUUAUCUGUUAUGAAGUAUGCAGUGUGGACAUAGCGACAAAAUUGAAUUUUUACUGCACUCAUUUUCUCCUUAAUGUAGCAUCCACCUUGGGGCUUGUAGUUUGGGUAGCACAUCUGUGAUUAAAACACAAGUGCUUUCAUAUGUUUGAUAGGUGUUGAUGGAUAGCAUUAUGAUUGCAGAUGGGAAAGCGCGACCUUGUUUUCACUGCUUUUUGGAGGUAUCUGCUUCUUCGGAAGCCAGCGGCUUAUCGGAGCAGUAAAUGGGGUUCUAGUAUUUGGUAUCGUCAUUUCUUUCACAGUUCUUGUGUUGCAAGUGGUGACUUGCACUGGGAUGCUCUUCUGAAAGCAAACUUUGAAGCUGCUCCUCUUAGUAUACCCAUAAUUGCUUUAUCGUUCGUUUAUCAGAAUGUAGUGCCUGUUAUUUGUACGAAUCUUGAAGGAAACCUGUCAAAAGUAAGGACUGCAAUUGUUCUAGGCACGGCUAUUCCCCUUGCUCUGUUUCUUGUCUGGGAUGCUGUUAUUCUCGGGUCACUCACAAACCUUGAAACAAGUUCAGAUAAGAUUGCUGACCCACUACAACAAUUGCGGUCUACAAAUGGAGUUGUUGGGUCAAUUGUGGAUGUAUUUUCACUUCUCGCUAUUGGAACUUCUUAUAUCGGCUUUGUUCUGGGCCUUUCCGACUUCCUUACUGACUUGCUGAAAAUCCCAUCUGGACAUAGCAGGCCUCUGACAUACCUACUGACUCUAAUUCCACCAUUGGUCUUAUCAUUGCUAGAUCCAGAGAUUUUCUUCAAAGCAUUGGAUUUUGCUGGAACCUAUGGAGUUUUGGUGCUGUUUGGAGUUCUUCCUGCUGCAAUGUCUUGGUCAGAUCGGUACUCAGAUUCAUCCGCCGAGUCUCUGAAACUACCCCAGUUGGUUCCUGGAGGAAGGCUCACCCUUUCUCUUGUUAUGGGAGGUGCAGGAUUUGUAAUUCUUUCGGAAAUAAUUGAGAACUUUGGGCAUGCGUAACUCUCAGGAAUGUUGGUGAUUCCUCUGGCUAGAGUUGCACUCUUCCUAAAACAAUCCCAUUAGGACAAAGCUGGUUCUGUUGUAUUUGGAUUUUCUUUUCACCCUCUUUUGGUUAAUUGUAUUAAGUUGCAGCUGACUGUAUACUAAUUUGAUUUUUCACUGCAUGUUACCGUUCAAU